UGCCGGCGUUUGCUGCAAGCUAACCACCGCGGCCGAACAUCUCCCUGGCGUCGCCUUUGGUGGUUAGCUCCAUGCUAGCGUAGUGUAUGGGUGGAGAGACGACAGUUAGCAAACAAUGCAAGCUAUAUUGAUAACUUAUACAAUCUCGGCCUCAGCUGUCGGUGUGGCCUUCCGGGUUUCCACAGCUUUUCCUGAUCCCUGUGGCGUGUUGUGCUUUAUUGUGGCUAACGUUAGCUUUUAAGCUAAAAAUGCGAAGCUUUUUAUGCAUCGAUUACAUUACAAAUGAGACGAUGCUCCUUGCGACGCAUUUGCGCUUUGGAAACUACGUUACUCGUAUGACAGAAGUGUAGACAUUGUAUGAUGUAUUUAUGCAUUUCUAAACGUGAACGUGGUGUGACGUUUUUGGGUGAUUAUAUGACGUGUAGAUUGACAAAACAAUAAUUUAUAUGUAUGGGUGAUAGCACUAAAGACGUUACUGUAGCUCUUGACAGUAAGCCAGUGCAUUAUUUGGGGUUACCAUUAAGCGGCGCUGCAGGAUCAUUUUAAACUUUGUUUCCUCAACGCUGCUUUCCUGUGUUUCUUAGUGUAAACAACACGAACCAUCACUGGGUAAAUUGACUGAUGCUGCCUGUUGUAGGUUUUAAUGGUCGCAGAAUAUUUACUGGCUGAUCGCUGUGACUGAUUGGCACGUCACUUGAGGUUUCAAACUCCAGACCCCAAUCUUCGCCACUCAAGAGUGUUUCUUCAACUCGGAGACUAAAUGCAACUGGACCAGGGGGCUUGUGGGCAUGAAGUGGCUGGGCGAAUCCAAGAACAUGGUAUUAAAUGGCAGACGACACGGAAACAAGUUGACCAGCGAGCAACCUGUGAGCCAGAGCCAGACUCGCUCUCAGCACUCACAACGGGCAUCCCUGCGCCACAACAAAAACAGAAACCGAAGAUGUAGCCGCAGUGAGUUUGGGUUUAGUGCAGCCAGUCUGGAGGCAGAGAGGCGCUAUGUGCCCUCCUCAGGAAUGACUGCUAAGGAGUUGUGUGAGAAUGAUGAUCUGACCACAAGCCUCAUCCUGGAUCCAUACCUGGGCUUUCAAACUCACAAAAUGAAUACCAGAUUUCGACCAAUUAAGGGAAGACAAGAGGAGCUAAAGGAGAUCAUCGAGCGCUUCAAGAAACAUGACAACUUGGAGAAAGCUUUCAGAGCUUUGACAUCCGGAGACUGGUCCCGAAAUCUUUUUCUCCACAAGACGAAAGCUCAAGAAAAGCUUUUCAAGCAACAUGUAUUUGUGUAUCUGCGGAUGUUUGCCACAGACAGCGGGUUUGAGAUUCUCCCUUGUAAUCGCUAUUCAUCAGAGCAAAAUGGAGCUAAAAUUGUGGCAACAAAGGAAUGGAAAAGAAAUGACAAGAUCGAGUACCUGGUGGGAUGCAUUGCAGAGCUUUCAGAGAGCGAGGAAAACAUGCUGCUCCGGCACGGGGAGAACGACUUCAGUGUCAUGUAUUCAACCCGCAAGAACUGCGCGCAGCUCUGGCUGGGGCCGGCUGCGUUCAUCAAUCACGAUUGUCGGCCAAACUGCAAGUUUGUAUCGACAGGACGGGACACAGCCUGCGUGAAGGUUUUGAGGGACAUUGAACCGGGAGAGGAAAUCUCUUGUUACUACGGAGACGGGUUUUUUGGGGAAAACAAUGAAUUUUGUGAAUGCUAUACAUGUGAACGACGGGGCACUGGUGCUUUCAAAUCCAAAGCUGGUCUGCCAGUGGAAGUGCCGGUGAUCAACAGCAAGUACGGGUUGCGGGAGACAGACAAGCGUCUCAACAGGCUGAAGAAGUUGGGGGAAGGAAACAGGAGCUCAGAUAGUCACUCUGUAGGCUCCCACACCGACGUAGACUCUCAGGAAAUGCCAAAAACACAUCAAUCUGCCAGAAAAAGAACAUCAUCAUCAUCUGGCCUGAAGUAUAAAAACAGGACUCAAUCCAGACAGACUUUGUCAAGAGCCCUUACUACCUCAUGUUCAAAACAAGGUCGUGUAAACAAUAACAGGGUACCAAAGAGACUAAAAUCCCAAUCCAAGCCUUCACUAAGUAAAGUCCAGUUGCGGAGUCGCAGGAGGGGUGCAGAGCCCAAGGCGUUGGCCAAAGGAGAGACUUGCCAGCUGGGUCUCAGGGACUCAAAGGUGUCGCUGUGUAAAAGUGUCGCCGUCAAGAAGGAGAAGGAUGGACAGGAGCUGGUGCAGCAGACACUAGGCCGGGGCUGCCUCACCCGUCAUGCUGCCAAGGAAAAUGGCAAUCUACUGCAUGUGCAAAGCAGUGAGGGCAGCCAGUGUUCGACGUACAGAACUCGCAGGUCCACAAGGACCCUUGUAAAAGCCCAGGAAACUGCAGCUGGCGUUAAGCUGGAGCCCAGUGCUAUGGACGGCUUGAGCCCAGUCCCUGGUGGAGUGGUCAUUAAGACGGAGCCAGCUGACAUGGAGGAGUAUCUCAACCAUGGAGUAGGACUGGAGCAGCAGGCGUUAGACACUGGCUAUGCCAGAAGAGGCUCGUGCACCAGGCGGAAACGGCUGGCACGGCUCAGGACCGAGCGGACAAUAAAAUGCGAGGACUCGUAUGGCGAGCCGUUCAUGCCGGUGGCUGCUGGCCACACCGCUAACUUCUCAGACUGUGGUAAUGUGCUGUUGAGCUUCGCCGACCGACACAGGGACUACAACGGGGUUGCCAAUGGCAGCAAAUCCCUCCGAAGGGACAAGGGUAAGAGUGGCUGCCGGUCACAGGACAAGGGGAAGAAGAAGCGUCGGAUCACACGAUACGACGCUCAGCUGAUCCUGGAGAACAACACCGGCAUCCCCAAACUGACGCUCCGCCGGCGGAGAGACAGCAGCAGUAGCAAGACCAAUGACGCCAACGAUCCCAUUGGCUCCUCCAACCUUUCUGCCUCUACGGUCAACUCGGCCUCCUCUAGCAAAAUCAGCAUCAAGUUCAGCAAGGACCACGACAAGGACAAAGGCAGCUCGUACAUAGCCAAACUGAAUAACGGCUUUGCUCCUGUGGUGCACAGUAACUCCACCAAGCUGAAGAUCCAGCUGAAGAGAGAGGACGACGCACGGAGAAUAUCCCAGACAAAGGCAGACCAGAUGUCCUACAAUGGGGACAUGGGUCAGAGUCUGGAGGCCAGAAAUGGUGGACAUCGGACCCAAAAGGUCCUGGUGGACCCUUCGUCUGAAGAGGACGACGACGAGGAAGGGGAGGAGGAUGACGACGACGACGACGAUGAUGACGAUGAUGAUGACUAUUUCGACAAUGAGUUCGAAGACGAUUUCAUUCCACUUCCUCCAGCAAAGCGCCUCCGACUCAUUGUGGGUAAAGACUCCAUAGACAUCGAUAUCUCCUCCAGGAGGAGAGAGGAUCAGUCUCUGAGGCUCAAUGCAUAAGCUGUGGAGUUCAUCGCUCCCGCCUUCCCCUGUAAAUACAGAUGACUCACUAAUCAACUGUUGUGUUGAUGUAAAAGAAGUACAGUAAUUUAAAAACAAACAAAAAAAAAAUUGCUGAAAAAUUUAAGAAUUUGAACGAACGUUACUAGAGGGUUCUGUUGACCUAAAACAAAUCUCUCUGUUAUUCACUUAAGUUGUGUUCAUCAUUAAGUUUCUAGUGUAAUUUGAGUUCUUAUAAAUAUUACAUUGAUUGAGCAGAAGUUUAGUCACCCAGUCUCCAUUUCUCUGGCAUUUAAUCUGCAUACUAUGCUAAAUGUAAACUGCAGGAAUUUGCCACAUUCGUUCCCACGUUGUUUCUGAAUAAUCUGUCCGGAUCCUAAGUGAAAAACGAGAAUUUGUUUUAAGUUCAGCUGUUCCCUUAAGUGAAUGCACUUGUUAUAUUCAUAAUGGACAUGGAUAUUGUAGAAAGUGUACAGUAUGGUGACUAUCCUCUCUGUCUCAUAGGCAGGUUUUUAUUGAACUUUUGAUUUUUGUCUCAUAGUUUGUCAUUUUUGUGUGGCAAACCAUGCUGAACGUACAGUGUGGUGUGGUCGGGCCGGAGGCAUUAUAAGAUCAGUCGGUCAGUUCAUUUGGAUUCAGGUGCCAUGUUCUCAUUAUCCCAGUAGUUUACCUGGUAAAGAACUCAUUAAUUAUCCGCAUUAUUUACUGUGUAAGUUAAUCACGUGUCUCUCUCUGUAGAGUUCAAUCAUGCAAUGUUAAGACAUUUUAAGCAAAUCUGUGCUAUCAUGUUAUUCACCCGAGCAUCAUAGAGUUGUUGAAGCAGAAUUUACAGUUUUAUGUAUAUUAUGGAUUUAACGUGCACCGAAACCAGUUUCCCAAUGUGUUGUAGACCACCGACACAAAACCCCUCACAUGAAAUGAAAAAGGAAGUCGUACUGAAAUGUUAGCAGUAACAAUAUGCAUGUGGAACUACAGUGUGUGUGUGUGUGUUUAGUUUGCCUGCAGUUGUCACACAUUCAUAACCCAUCAGUUAAAAUGGAGUUGCAGUUUGUUCCUGUUAAUUGAACUCUCUGCGGCUUAUCCAGAGCGCUGUAAAUACAUUAAUUAAGCUGCAGAAUUCCAAGAAAUAAAAGCACACAAGGUUUUAUAAUAAUUUUGAUUGCAGUCUAAAAUGACGGCGAAUAAAUGGACCAGUUGUCUGUCUUUUGUUUUUGGAGCUACUGUAUAAUGGUAACAUGGCACACAUGGUAGUUCAACCCUUUUUAAACACCUGAGAAGGCAAAUCAAACCAAAUCCAUAUAUAAGGCUACCUAUAUGCUUUUUAAAUAAAAAGUAAUGUACAGAAAGACUGGUCUACGUCCCUCAGCUGAACAUUUAUUUUUUAUCUCAAGUCCAGUCUCACUUUUUAUUUACCUAAUCUGACUUUUGGAAGCAAGUUAACAAAUGUACAUCGACACUAGAUUUUGGGGAGGAAAAUCACAUUGUCUGAAAUAUUCUUACUAGGUUAGGAUCAUGUAUUCUUUUCUCUAUGGUGCUACUUUUAUUUCCUUACCAUCUGUUUGAACUUCUGUCCUGUGUAACUCUCUUUAUUGGUAGAUGGUGGCAGCAUUAACUUCAACAGGCCAAACUUCAGUAGAAAUACACAUUUUACGUCGGUAAUACACAUUUUAUCAGUUGUGUCUGUAGCCUGUUUAAGUUGUGUUUUUGUUUUUGUUUUUUUUUUAAGUUUUAUUUUCUUUACAGGAGCUCAUAUACUUUCAGUUUGCAAAAAACAAAACAAAAAAACACUGUCUAUCCAACAGCAUUAGGUGCCUUAACAAAGAGCUUUUUGACACAUUUAGACCAAAUUUGUUACGCGACUAAUCAAUGAAUAGUGAACAUGCUAAGCCAUCUGCUUCCCCCCUUGAAAUAUGGAAACGCGUCAACACAAGUCCACCCUCAGUCCUUCUGUGUGUUAUUUUAUUUUUGUUGUGUGGAAGUAAAUGAACUGUCGAACAGAUCAAGGGAUCAACUGAGAUUGAAUGUUAACCCACUUUUCCUGUGUUAAUAUGUACUGUUCAUAUCACCAGCAGCUAAUCGCCGUUCUGAACCUGGCUCAGUCUGUCCCUCCCCCUCGUCGGACGUCUUCUCCAUCCUACACUGUAAACUGUUCCAGGUGUACCGUCUGUGUGGUCUUUGUCCAAUAGACAGCUGUCAAGAUUUCCAAUUGAUUUAAAAACUAAAAGACAAAAAAAAAAAAGCAAAACAAAUGUGAAUAGUUUGCGGACAUUUUAGCGUGUUGCGUGGGUAGUGGGAAAUGUGUAAAGAGAAUUAAAAAUGGGCAGUGCAUAUAUUGUCCAAUAUGUAAAUCAUGUGAACACAUCUUGUACUUAUUUAACAGUUUUGAAUACUUGAAAACUAUAUAAAGUUUCUUUGUGA
Messenger RNA from Siniperca chuatsi (mandarin fish), 5834 nucleotides. It is a transcript of the gene kmt5b, whose product is annotated as lysine methyltransferase 5B. Gene Ontology annotation, molecular function: histone H4K20 methyltransferase activity; protein binding. Gene Ontology annotation, cellular component: nucleus. Bases 789 to 3416 code for a protein of 875 amino acids. The record is from RefSeq and is a predicted model, not a curated record. NCBI's taxonomy places the organism in Eukaryota, Metazoa, Chordata, Actinopteri, Centrarchiformes, Sinipercidae. The transcript is spliced from 10 exons.